AUGGCCUCUGGGCAAGGACCGGGCCCGCCCACGCAGGGCUGUGAAGAGGCUGCCCUGGCCGCCGCUUCCGAGGAGCAGGUGGCCCGGGACGCCGAGGAGGUUUUCCGCAGCUACGUUUUUUACCGCCAUCAGCAGGAGCAGGAAGCUGAGGCGGCGGCCCCCGCUGACCCAGAGAUGGUCACCUUGUCCCCAGAGCCUGACAGCACCUUGGGGCAGGUGGGUCGGCAGCUCGCCAUCAUCGGGGACGACAUCAACCAGCGCUACGACUCCGAGUUCCACACCAUGCUGCAGCACCUGCAGCCGACCCCGGAGAACGCCUACCAGUACUUCACCAAGAUCGCCUCCAGCCUGUUUGAGAGCGGCAUCAACUGGGGCCGGGUGGUGGCUCUCCUGGGCUUCGGCUACCGCCUGGCCCUCUACGUCUACCAGCGAGGCCUGACCGGCUUCCUGGGCCAGGUGACCCGCUUCGUGGCCGACUUCAUCCUGCAUCACUGCAUCGCCCGGUGGAUCGCGCAGCGGGGCGGCUGGGUGGCAGCCCUGGACCUGGGCAACGGCCCCAUCCGGAACGUGCUGGUGGUCCUGGCCGUGGUUCUGUUGGGCCAGUUUGUGGUACGAAGAUUCUUCCAGUCAUGA
Molecule: messenger RNA, 633 nt
Organism: Pipistrellus nathusii (Nathusius's pipistrelle)
Lineage: Eukaryota; Metazoa; Chordata; Mammalia; Chiroptera; Vespertilionidae
Source: the annotation of a GenBank genome assembly